UAAUACGACUCGGGAUAGAGUCGGAAUAUCAUCUGCUGGCUAGCAUGUGGUUCGCAUAUUCACCCCAGCGCGUCAGUGACAUCACCCGCUGCUCGGACACGCCAAAGUAUCUCAACGAUAUCCACUUGUACCCACAUAUCCCCAGCAACUAUUAGCAGGAGACUUUUUCGAACCUUCCUACCUUGGGUAUAUAUAGAGAGUUAAGGUGCUCUAGGAUGGACUAUGUAACUUCUAAUUGUCUUUAUGAUUUAGUGUCUUAUACCCCCUCUUCGUAUCCCAGCGUCUUUUCAAUUUCCAAUACUUGGUGAUACUCUAUCAGACAGUACCUACUCAAGAGACUAAGCCGAUCAAGCCACAAUCAUGCCUCAACAAAUACCAACACAAAGCAGGCUACUUGACCUCUUCAGCCUAAAAGGCAAGGUCGUCAUCGUCACCGGUGCCUCCGGUUCUCGAGGAAUGGGUCUCGAAGCUGCCCGGGGUUGCGCUGAGAUGGGCGCCGACAUAGCCAUCACAUACCUGACACGGAAGGAAGGGGCCGAGGAGAACGUCGCGGGAUUAAUUAAGGAUUACGGCGUAAAAGUCAAGGCCUACAGCUGCGACAUAAGAGAAUUCAGCGCGUGCGAGAAGCUCGUCAGCGACGUGUUGAAGGACUUCGGCCGCAUCGACGGGUUCAUCGCCAACGCCGGCGCGACGGCAGACGGCGGCGUCAUCGAAGCCACCAAGGACGAAUGGGACAGGGUUGUGGCAAUCGACCUGAACGGCACCGCCUACUGCGCCAAGGCCAUCGGUCCCCACUUCAAGAAGCAGGGCCACGGCACUUUCGUCAUCACCUCCUCGAUGUCCGGUCACGUGGCCAACUUCCCCCAGGAGCAGACCUCUUACAACGUCGCGAAGGCCGGCUGCAUCCACAUGGCCAAGUCCCUCGCUAACGAGUGGCGCGACUUCGCCCGCGUCAACUCCAUCUCCCCCGGGUACAUCGACACCGGUCUGUCUGAUUUCAUCGAGCCAAAGACUCAGGAGCUGUGGUAUUCUACCUUGGUCCCCAUGGGCCGACCGGGCGUGGCUAAGGAGUUGAAGGCUGCCUAUGUGUACCUCAUCAGCGAUGCUAGCUCGUAUACCACCGGUGCUGAUUUAGUGAUCGAUGGAGGAUAUACCUGCCGAUAGAUGUAAGGGGGGUGGGUGGCUUUUCGCAUAGACACCUAGAUCUGCGUCGCAUCUUUGGCAUCCUUGACAUAGAGUAGAGCAUACUAGAUCAUUGCUUUGGCGUCAGAUAGAAGAAUGCACUGGGUAUUUCUUACCUCAAUGAAUCACAUUUUGGCUUAAGUAUCCUCAGAUUCUGUUGGGUCAUUUCUGAUGUCUUCUCUUGAUU
Molecule: messenger RNA, 1369 nt
Organism: Annulohypoxylon maeteangense
Lineage: Eukaryota; Fungi; Ascomycota; Sordariomycetes; Xylariales; Hypoxylaceae
Product: NAD(P)-binding protein
Exons: 2
Coding region: 361-1164 (267 amino acids)
Cellular component (GO): intracellular anatomical structure
Molecular function (GO): oxidoreductase activity, acting on NAD(P)H, oxygen as acceptor
Source: RefSeq, a predicted model, not a curated record